UGGGUCAUGUUGAUGCUGUUAUAUUGUGUCAAGAUUUAUUAAGCUAGUUAGUUAUACUAUUUGCGAAACGUAGAUCUGUCAGUUGAACUUAACUCAUCAGAAAGCAUCAAAAUAAUUUAUUUCAAUAAAUUCAUACAUUUUAGGUUUUAUUAAAAAAAAGUGAAGAAUUGUAAUAAAAGAGAGAUGAGUGACUCGAAUCCAAGAAUGCCGUUGCUUUCAGCUUCAGAAACGUAUUCUGAGGGACUGUCUAAUCCACAGUUCACUGUAUCAGACACUCAGUUUAUCACACCAAACACAUUGCCAAGCAUGGAUACCAACAAUAGUGGUACCCUGGGAACACCAUAUUCUGUUUUUUCCAACACUGGCAUUGGCAAUAUUUUCAACAUGGUCAACCCCCAAAUACAGCUACCACCCUUCAACCUAGUAUAUGUGGAGUAUCCAGAAAAGCUCUUCAAAGUGCAGCGGAGGACAAGUGGAUUUUCGCAACAACGUGUAAAGAGCGGCAACAUAUCGUUCAUACUGGACUUCCAUUCAGCUCAGCAGAGAGAUUUGGUUUCGAAUUCUUCGAUUAAAGUGAAACGUACUAAUGAGACGGACAACAUCAUUAAAAGAGUUGGAGCUGUUCCUGUGGAAGCCAGAUUUGAACCUGUUCAAGAAAGCAAGUAUCUCGUUACCCUGGAUUUGGAUUCUAUUUAUGAGUACAAAGGGAAGAAGGUGUACGAGCUUGAACGUUCUCUGACAGACGAACUGAACAUGUUCCAUCUGGUCGUUCAAGUUGAGUACAGAAAUGGACAGAUCGUUUCGCAAAACACCAAGAAUAUUCAGAUGAUCGGGAGGGAGACCAAACAGAGACCCAAACCUUCUAAACGUUCACAUGCAGAAUCAAAAGGAUCAAAUUGUUCGUACGACUCCCUUCUAAUCAACAGUCCAGACUCACUGCUUACAUUACCGUACUCGCCUGCAGACGACACGGGUCUUAUCAACGCGCGCUCCGUGGUCGCCGACCACAUCAAAACAAAAACACUCGACGUUGACGGGUUAGUGUUUGGUAAGAUGCAAACGGCGCAAGGAGACAUCGCAUAUCACCACAAAAAACAGGACCCACAGGCGGUGUUUGAAGAGGGUGAGAUCGGUGCGUUGGUACCAGAUGAAGAUGACGAGAAAAAGCACGUGAUUGCAAAAAUGAACGAAAAGAACCUCCCCAAUGUCGUCCUUGCAGGUGUGGUCACACGCUCGCAAUAUUUCGAAGCACAUGUACCAGAACCAGGGGUUGCAUCAGAAACAAUCUGUAUGAUGGGUGUGGUACCCGUGCAAGUCCGUGGUUCAGUUGCAGCCAACGAAGCAUUAUAUGCGUCAGUCGACAACCCAGGGCUUGCGAUCAGUGGACAUCAUUUAGAUAUUUCUGCGAUUAAAGACAGUAUUUUCAUCGGUUACGCUUUUUCGUCUCGUAAAACUGAUGACGAAGACUCGGUUGGAUUUGUAAGUGCUGGUGUUUCUGUAUUGGAAACUGCUGGUAAAUAUAUGUUGAAUCAAAGGCUGAGAGAUGUGGAGGAGAGUGUUGAUGUAAAAAUCGACAAGAUCCAAAAAUCAAGAAGGCGUUCCAGAAAGUGCGUGACGAUAUGUGGCCUCAUCACCACAGCACUUGUGAUCUUGCUCUCUUGCUUCUUGUGGCAAAUUUUGAUGCCUGGUUCUGCAUACCGCUACUAUAUUUGCAAGCUGGGAAGAAAGACUAACCCAAAGGGGUCAGCUUUUUACAACUUCAUUCCUUACUCGGCUAGAUUUAGCUACCCAAGGGUGAACGGCAUUGAAUUCUCAUUUGAAAACCUCCGGAAGAAGUUACACCACCCGGAUUACAAGCAGCUAAAUUUAACCGCAUUUAACAUAGCCGGUGUUCGUUAUUACUUAAACAUCGACCGGUGCGCUUAUGGAGGAUUGCGGGAAACCGGAGACCGAAUUACCGGUAGAAAACGAGUUUACGGCGCAGAUGUGUUUGCUGUGGAUGAUAUGUGCUACAAUGCUUACUAUUACAACGAAAAUAAAAGUUCUGGUUGGGUUAAAUACAACUCGGUAUCAUGGAAGAAGUUUAGCAAUUUAUUUUGUUCACCCAGUCCUCCGAGAAAACCUGCUAUAACGGAGGAUAGCUCUGUGAAUUAAUGAGCUUUGUUGGUGACACUUUCUGUAAAUAUGUGAAUUUGAUCAAGGUUUCUAAACUAUCAAUAAUCGGUAAAGCCCGGUUCACAUUAGCGACGGAAGCACAAACGUAAACUAUAAGAAUUUAUUUGGCUUUAAUAAAAUAUGCUAUAAUUAUCUAGGAAGAGAAAGAAAAACAGAAUAAAUAGAAUUUGCCACGCUGUAGCAGAUCAACAUCUACCACCUUUUUUUCGAAUUGUUAUUCUUUAAAAUAUUCUUGCGCCUGCGUUUCUGGUUUACACUACAAAAAAUUUUGCUGCAAAAAAGGUCGAAGGCGUUUACACAGUGCUUGCGGCGCAAAUGUGAACAAGAUUUAAAAUUGGCCUUGUGACUGUUAAGGGUCAUGCUUUUUGUAGGAGUGGUUUUAUUUUUAUAGUAAAUCUUAAGCGUUCAGUUAGCAUCUGUUAUUUAACAGAGAACUAACGAGUUGGCUUUGUUUUGUUUACACUUUCGCGCUUCGCUUCGCUUCUGUACCAUAAUGGCACGGCGACUGUUUGUCGUUGGUCCACUUGCAAAGUACGUGGUUAUUAAGGAUUAACCACUUGCAAAGCUAACGUGGUUAUUAAAGAUUAAUUAUAUGGCAUAUGCAUGUAUGAUUCUCCACAAGAACUUUUCAAUGCACGAUCUAUUUCAGAACACACAAAAAAGAAGUGUCUUGAACUUCAUGCACAAGCUUUGUGAAGAAAUGUAAAUAUAUUUUAUUUGUAGUGAA
Hydractinia symbiolongicarpus is the source of this 2902-nucleotide messenger RNA. RefSeq lists its product as uncharacterized. The transcript is spliced from 12 exons. The record is from RefSeq and is a predicted model, not a curated record. Bases 184 to 2154 code for a protein of 656 amino acids. NCBI's taxonomy places the organism in Eukaryota, Metazoa, Cnidaria, Hydrozoa, Anthoathecata, Hydractiniidae.